Messenger RNA from Aspergillus alliaceus, 993 nucleotides. Its product is annotated as putative exosome complex subunit Rrp46. Gene Ontology annotation, cellular component: nuclear exosome (RNase complex); nucleolus; cytoplasmic exosome (RNase complex). The coding region runs from base 186 to 935 and encodes 249 amino acids. Gene Ontology annotation, biological process: rRNA catabolic process; U4 snRNA 3'-end processing; poly(A)-dependent snoRNA 3'-end processing. NCBI's taxonomy places the organism in Eukaryota, Fungi, Ascomycota, Eurotiomycetes, Eurotiales, Aspergillaceae. The transcript has 2 exons. The record is from RefSeq and is a predicted model, not a curated record.
UGUUGGAGGAGCUGUCCAUCAACCAAUCAGAAGCCGGCCCGCAUUCGACCAAAAAUUUCCAAGCGGGAAACUGGAGGUGAACAGAUUCAUUCUAUCAAUCAAUCCCCUUCCUUCAUUUUGUAUCACCAUUUUGCAGCUAAAUUGACAUCUAUUUCACGCUCUUUUACAUCACAACAACCCACGCAAUGGUUGGACCAGCAGUCACCCUUACUCCUCUCUCCCGCGCCGAUGGGUCGGCUUCUUACCAAUGUCCGUCCACUGGAUCCAAUAUCUUGGGAUCGGUGAAUGCGCCAAUUGAGCUCCCUGGACGCCGUGAUGCUCUCAGACCGGAAGAUGCGACCGUGGAAGUUUUUGUUAAGCCGGGUACCGCAGCGGGUGGUGUGGGCGAACGAUACGUUGAAGGAAUCAUUAAGACUAUGCUGGCAAAGUUGAUCCUGGGACGCGAAAAGGGCUACGCUCGGCGUGGCGUUGUGAUCACCUUGGCUAUUGUAGGAGGUGAAAGUGUGGGCAGAGGAGACUCGUACUUGUCUCUACUCCCCGCCCUCCUUCAUACUGCCCUGCUGGCGUUAAUUUCAGCCUCCGUUCCUCUAUCUAUGACUUUUUCCGCGACCGUUCUGGCUGUCGAUGCAUCCGGAGAGAUUACUCGGGAGCCAACAACGAAGGAAGCCGCCGCGGCGACUUCUCUCCACGUGCUCGCCUUUUCAUCCAAUGGUCAUCUUCUGCUGAAUGAGAGCCAGGGCCCGUUUGACUUUGAUACUUGGGAAAAGGUGCAUCAGCGCGCUUUGGCCAUCUGCCACGGGACUUUAGCCCGUGGCUCCGACGGAGAUCUGGCUAUGGCCGAGGAUGUGGACGGCCAGCCGCUGGAGGGAGCGCUGCGGGAGGCUGUCGAAGAAAAAAUCCAGCAGGAUUACGCCUGGAAAAUUGACGCGCCCUGAGUUUGUGGUUCACGUAACAAACCCUGAGCAACGAAGUCGGCAUGGAUAACCGACUGCA